Panicum virgatum (switchgrass) is the source of this 1377-nucleotide messenger RNA. RefSeq lists its product as uncharacterized. The record is from RefSeq and is a predicted model, not a curated record. NCBI's taxonomy places the organism in Eukaryota, Viridiplantae, Streptophyta, Magnoliopsida, Poales, Poaceae. Bases 1 to 1377 code for a protein of 458 amino acids. The transcript has a single exon.
AUGUGGCUGGAGGACUACUGUCUCACCUGUCGAGCCGGAGGAGCAGAUGAUGACCGCUUCAUCAUCCAGUACCUCCCCAUAUGCCUGGGAGAGAAUGUCCUCGCCUGGCUGGACUUCUUGCCCGCCGACUCCAUCGGCUGCUGGGCAGACCUUCGCAAUGUCUUCAUCGGCAACUUUCAAGGCACGUACGUACGCCCUAGCAACUCUUGGGACCUCAAGAACUGUAAGCAAGAGCCCGGCGAGUCCCUGCGCGACUACAUCCGGCGCUUCUCCAAGCAGUGCAACUCACUGCCGGGCGUCGUCGACGCCGACGUCAUCGGUGUGUUUCUCAGCAAGACGCACUGCAAGACCCUAGUCCACAAACUGGGGUGCCAGAAGCCGCGUACCACGCUUGAGCUCCUAGAGAUCGCUACCAACCACGCCUCCGGCAAGGAGGUAGUCGGGGCCGUCUUCGAGCGCGACCAGCGCACGGCGAAAGAAAAGCGGCGUGACCGCGACAUGCCUUCCUCUAGCCUCGUGGACAGGAAGAACAAGAAGAACCGCCGACCUCCCUCCUCCGGCGAGGUCGCGGUGACCGAGCACCAAGACAAGCAUCCUCUGAGAAACGACCAUUUCUACCAGCUCCUAGAUAAGCCAUGCACCAACCAUGGUUAUCUGGUGAACCACAAGUUCAAAGACUGUGAUAUGAUGAAGCGCCUCCUCCGAUGGACAGCCAAGACCGACGGCGACGACCGCGAUAAGCGGCCCGAUGCUGGCCAGGACAAAGAGAAGCCGGUGGAAGGAGAGUUCCCGGACGUGGAUCGGUGCCUGGUGAUCAUCGGCGGCCUGGAGGACGAGUGCUCCAGGCGACUGCAGAAAGUGCGAUUCCGCGAGGUAGGUGCUUCCGCUAGUUCCAUUCCUAGAAAGUUGAAGUGGGCGUCAACGCCCAUUAUUUUCGAUCAGGAUGACCAUCCGGCAAGCGUCCCUCGUCCUGGGAGCUAUCCCCUCGUCGUCGACCCCAUCGUCAGCAACAUGCGUCUGUCCAAGGUGCUGAUGGACGGGGGCAGCAGCCUCAACAUCCUCUACUUGGAUACCUUGGAAGCCAUGGGGAUCCCGCGAGGCUGCCUGCGAGAUUCCCCCUUCCCCUUCUACGGCAUCUUGCCAGGCAUGAAGGCCUACCCAGUCGGCAACAUCGACUUGCUGGUCACGUUCGGCAGCAAGACCAACUUCCGCACCGAGACCCUCACAUUCGAGGUGGUGGACUGGAAGGGGGUGUACCACGCCCUCCUCGGGCGCACCGCCUACGCCAAGUUCAUGGCGGUGCCCAACUACACCUACCUCCAGCUCAAGAUGCCAGGGCCAAACAGGGUCAUCACCGUGAGCGGCUCCUUCGAGUAG